GACAUCAUUGCUGAUGAUAGCCACGACCACUGUAUCGGGAAAACGCGAAUUCUGUCUUGUCACUGACCUGUGGACCCAAAGUGUGCGGCACUUUGACACGUUGCGCAAGUGGGGGACACACGUCCUCCACUUUUUCUGGCACGCGCGCUGUAACGCCUGCCCAGUUCCUUCAUAUUGAAAAUACAUUUGUACCCCUUGAGCCACGUGUAAAGAAUCCAAUCCAUUCUCAUAUCAUCCAACGGUUCGUCGAUUCGCAGGUUGACUAUAAAAGACCUUCUUCUUCCUCCGUUCUCUCCUUCGCUGCGCCGCACCUCUGCUUCUCUCUCUUUCCAAAAUCCCCAUUACCAAACACGCUUCUGCGCCCGUGCUUACUUCCCGACCGCAGUCAAUCCCGUUGGAUGCCGCCGCGGUCAAGGCUCACCAAACACACCUCCCCCAUGGCCACGGAAGACCUGCAGUUCUCCGAAUGGGAGAGAUCUAAGAUCUCCAAUCAAGACAUGAACCUGCUCAAGAAGCUCGGGUUCAUGAAGCAGGAGAAGACGCUGAUCUUCCCCGGCGAGGAGAGCUACCCCAAGCCGCGCAUUGGAUACCGGGUAACCUUUGUUGACCACCUCAUCCACGGCUUAGCUACGCCGAUCCACGAAUUUCUUCGUGGAUUACUCUUUGUUUAUGGUCUGCAACUCCAUCAUCUCACUCCCAAUUCCAUCCUUCACAUCUCCAUCUUCAUCACCCUCUGCGAAUGCUUUCUCGGGACCCCUCCUAACUGGGCCUUGUGGAAACGCAUAUUCCUUGUCCGCCGCAACAGCUCCCACACCACCGCCUAUAAUGUAGGUGGUGUAGUUAUAUGCAUCCGCCCUGAUGUCGAAUAUUUCGAUGUCAAGUUCCCUGACUCUGUUCAAGGGUGGCGCAAAAGAUGGCUUUAUGUCCAGGAGGCGUACAAUGACGCGCAGGAGUACAAUAUCGCUCCUUUUGAUGGUGGCGAGAAAAUCGUUCGUCGUCGUUCAUGGGAUGCUGAAGUUUCUGAUGAAGAAAAAACGGCGACAGAAGCACUGAUGUCCCGUAUCCAUGAACUCCAAAAUACCCGAGGCAAAGAAUUGUCGGGUAUCCAGAUUACCGCCUACUUCCUUAGGAUUAGGGUGCAGCCCCUACAGGCUCGCAAAAACCCUAUGUGGUUAUAUGCUGGCGAGAAAGAUGUCGAUCGCCUAUCCAAAGAUCUCUCUGUGAACGAUUUGGAAAAGCUUGUCCGACGUGUUUCGUCGUUAAGCAAGAAGAAAGAUUCAAUUCCAACCUCCUGUGGCGUGAAACCAUAUAGUGGUACCAACACCCUUCCCAAGAAACACCAAUUUCUAUCUUCUCUUCCCCCUCUGCCUGAAGACGGGGAAGUCGAAGAACGAACCGUUGUCACUGACGACAAUCAGGGUACUUCUCGCCCUGAGAGUGAAGUUGCGGGUUCUCAUAAAUCCGCGGCUUCCUCUGAAGAAGUUGAAACCGAGGCUUCCGAGUCUUCGCGUUCACUCCCCUUAGCUGCUUCUCCGAAGAAUAAGAGAAAGAGGGAGGAGCUCCAAGAUUCCGGCACCUCCAAAGCCGGGAAAUCUCCUAUCGAGGAGACUUCUCCCGAGAAAGAGGGGAAAACCUUCAACCCUUAUGACGAUGCUCUCGUUAGCUCUGGCGACGAAGAAGAGGACCCCAUUAUUAAUGUAACUGCUCACACGAGCACGUCGCAUACCUUGUUGCUGUCCGAUACUCACCCUGCUUCCGAAGAAACCUCGCCUCCCCAGCGAGAUAUAGGGGACUUGACUCCUCCCGGCAGCCCCCGUGCCUCUUCGCCGAAGAGAGCAAGGACUGAACCUGUCGAAGGAUCAAACCUUGUGCCUGGGAGUUCGUCGACUUCUGCUCUGGAUGAUCCUUUGAUGCAACAAUUUAUUCGUCUUAGUACUCAAUUUAUUGGGUACCGCGACCAUGCGAAUAGUUUGGAAGAGGCUCUCGCCAAAGCCAAUAAGCGCACCGAUGAUCUUGCUCUCGAGCUGGCCAAGAGCGAAAAAGCUCGGGAAAAGGCGGAGCGCGAAUCUGCCUCAGUUGAGAGUCUUCGAAAGAGGCUCCAUGACACUGAAAAUGCUCUGAGUGAGCAUACAUCCCGACAACUUGCUCGUGAAGCUGGUAUCGCCGCUCGCUUAGAGUCGCAGAAUCGACGUUUUGUCACAGGGAAAAUGGGCCAAGAAUAUCAACUUGAAAAGCCCGAAGAUGAUCGCCUCCUCGACGCCCUUUCUCUCCUCGAAAUUUAUGGGGACGAGGUGCGCCAAAGCGUCUCUGAUGCCAAGGCGGCAUUUUCGCGGCUUUUCCCCUAUUUUUUCCCGAAGACAAAUGAACCCAACACUUUUGCUGCGCUUGCCAAGCGCUUCAAUCCGAAAGAAGAUCUUGGGCUAGUUCUUCGGCAAGAAAACCUCAAGAUUGGCGUUGAAGGCACCAUUGCGUUGGUUGCUGAGAGCCAACAAAGCGUCGACUGGACGAAGGUUGGUGACGUGAAGAGCAUGGAAACGAAGAAAUGGCAAUCACUGAUCAAGGCUGCCAAGCCAAACUCGAAGAAAAUCCUCUCCUUCCUCGGAUACAAGCCAACGCCUUCCUCCAGUUCCGCCAAACCGGAGGUCAAGUAGAUUGCCCUGCCUUUCUUUUUCCUUUCUUUUGAUGACUGUCGCCAUAGAUGUAGCUUGCGACAGCGUAUGGUUGGUUCACUAGGACCCAGCCUUUUGGAAGAACCAUGUAAAUAUAUUUGAGAAUUAAUGGAAGUCUGUUUUGCGUGAUAAUUGAUGUCGAAAUUUUCUUUCCAGUUGGUAUUUGACAACUAUACUCCAACUCCUCGUUCCUCCGAUGCUUUGCCUGCUU
Lolium perenne is the source of this 2880-nucleotide messenger RNA. RefSeq lists its product as uncharacterized. The record is from RefSeq and is a predicted model, not a curated record. Lineage: Eukaryota; Viridiplantae; Streptophyta; Magnoliopsida; Poales; Poaceae.